CCCUGCGGAGAGCCGCUCGCCGAGGAGGAGCAGCAGCAGCGGGAGGAGGAGGAGGAGGAGGAAGGGGAGCGGCGCGGCCGGCGCCCCCCGGGCCGGUGCGUGGCUGGCCAUGUCACGGGCGGCUCGGCGGCGCUGAGCGGGCGCGGAGCGGCGGAGGCUCCAUCGCCGCUGCCCCGCUGCGCUCCCGGAGCCGCCGGCCCCACCGGCACCGCGCUCGCUUCCCUCUGCGCCCGGCUAUUUCUAAGGGAAAGAGAAGAAAAAAAAAAAAAAAAUUAAAUUCCCAAAGCGCAGACAUCGCUGGCGGAGGAGCCUCCAGAAUCGGAGAUUUGGCGACUUUUUGCAUUUUCCAGCCGUCGCUUUUUUCUGUUAUUAUUGUAAUUUUGUGCGAAAGGAAGUUAUGAACAACUGCAAGUCAGGAAGUGGAAAUCCACACCGGUUGUGACAAGCUGGGGCUAAAAACUAUUUCAUUAUUUAUAUAGAUGUGUCUAUCAACAUUCUGCUUUUCAUCCAAAGAAUAAAGGGAAAUACCGGCUAGUCCUAUGUUUGAUGGUGAAUGACAGACUGCAUCUGAGCAAAGGAAGGACUAAAUAUAUCAACUAAGAACACCAUCUUUAUUUAUUGAACUCAAGAGACUUUUUUUUAACCCAAAGACUGUUUGAGCAAGAGAUUUAAUGGGUCUUUAAAAGGGGGAAAAAAUUUUAAAGGCCCUUUUGCUUCUGAAACGCAGCUAACCUCAAAAAUAGAAGCAGUACUUGUAAGACAGAUAUUUGAAUUAAGGCUUUACACGAUGAAUUUUCUAUCCUAUGGAUAUCAGUUUUGAAAUUACAAACCAAGAAGAUCUGUAAUUGAUCUAGCACCAGAUAAUUUCAAUGCCUAAUAUUCCCCAGGAUUGCUGGAGUACCCUAGGAGCUGCGUCGGACUGUACUCGGGGUAUGCCAUGGGCUGUAUUCAGAGUAUUAGCUGCAAAUCCAAAGUUUUCCGGGAGAGUAUUUCAGUGAUUGAAGUGAAAGCCUCCAUUGAUCCCGUUCCCACCAGCAUUGACGAGUCCUCCAGCGUGGUCCUGCGCUACCGGACCCCUCACUUCCGAGCCUCUGCCCAGGUGUUGGUGCCCCCUCUUCCCAAGAAGGAGACCUGGAUCGUGGGCUGGAUCCAGGCUUGCAGCCACAUGGAAUUUUACAAUCACUACGGGGAACAGGGAAUGUCAAGUUGGGAGCUUCCAGAUCUACUGGAUGGUAAAAUCCAGGCCAUCAGUGACUCAGACGGGGUGAACUAUCCCUGGUAUGGGAACACCACAGAAACCUGCACCAUCGUGGGUCCCACCAAGAAGGAGUCCAAGUUCAACAUCAGCAUGAACGACAACUUCUACCCGAGCGUGACGUGGGCGGUGCCCGUCAGCGACAGCAACGUGGCCAAGCUCACCAGCAUCCACCGGGAUCAGAGCUUCACCACCUGGCUGGUGGCCACCAACACGGCCACCAACGAGAUGGUGACCCUGCAGACUAUCAAAUGGCGCAUGAGGCUGGGCAUCGAGGUGAACCCCAGCCGGCCCCUGGGCCAGCGUGCCAAGCUGCAGGAGCCCUCUGCUCAAGAGCAACCCCAGGUCCUCAGCAAGAAUGAGCCAAUACCACCCAGUGCCCUUGUCAAACCCAAUGCCAAUGAUGCUCAGGUACUCAUGUGGAGGCCAAAGGAUGGACCACCCCUGGUGGUGAUACCCCCAAAGCAUCGGUAAUACACGCCUGGCGUCCCGGCACCGGAGGGAGAAAACAAAACCCGCAGCAAAACAAUCACUUAGGGAUUAGGAUACACACCUAUAAUCUGAGCAAAAUCAAAAUGCACUUUUUAUUCAUUCAACAAAUGCAACCAUUCUACCUUCUCCCAUUGGGACGGAUUUCACUGUGCUAAAGCUAAAGAGGAGACCUUGGACCGGGUCUGUCUCAUCACUGGAUUCCUAAGGGAAGAAGCUAACACUGAUGUCUACCCUAUAAUUUUUUUUUUUUCUUCCCUACUUUAGUUCCCGUUUGAACUUCAGCCUCAUUAGCUUGUCCAGAACUGCCCAGAACAAUAAGAACAUGUUAUUUGGGAUUUUAAGAAUUAUUUUUUUUCUUUUUUGGUUGAGAACGAAACAAGUUCCUGGAGCAAAAAGUUGACUAUUUAAGAUGAGGUAUUUUUUUUUAAGCUGUAAGGUUCUGAGUUGCAAAUCCAAGUCAUGCGGCCUUAUGUAGACUUUGCUUUGCAUUGCCAAACUUUUGCCUUAAAGCUAUGUUUGAAAAUAAAAAAAACAA
Messenger RNA from Oenanthe melanoleuca, 2282 nucleotides. It is a transcript of the gene FAM78A, whose product is annotated as family with sequence similarity 78 member A. The transcript is spliced from 2 exons. The record is from RefSeq and is a predicted model, not a curated record. Bases 938 to 1729 code for a protein of 263 amino acids. NCBI's taxonomy places the organism in Eukaryota, Metazoa, Chordata, Aves, Passeriformes, Muscicapidae.